Periophthalmus magnuspinnatus is the source of this 3069-nucleotide messenger RNA. RefSeq names its product scavenger receptor cysteine-rich type 1 protein M160-like. Gene Ontology annotation, cellular component: membrane. Bases 64 to 3069 code for a protein of 1001 amino acids. The transcript has 12 exons. Lineage: Eukaryota; Metazoa; Chordata; Actinopteri; Gobiiformes; Gobiidae. The record is from RefSeq and is a predicted model, not a curated record.
GUGGGAGGGGCCAGUCGCUGUGCUGGGACUGUGGAGGUGAGACACAGAGGAGAGUGGAGACGGAUGGAGCCCUAUGGACCCUGGCUCCAGGAGGACACAGCUGCUGUGUGCAGAGACCUGGACUGUGGCUCUGCUGUUUAUGGAGAACAGAGAAAGGAUUUUCCACAGAGUCCAGUGUGGAGAGUCUCACCUGACUGUGUGGAGAAGUCUGCAGUGAGACACUGUGUCUAUGAUUCUUCCUCCUCUUCCUCCUCUUCCUGGGGUCUGGAGGUGAAGUGUUCAGACUCGGUGCGUCUGGUCUCGGGGCCCAGUCUGUGCUCAGGAUCAGUGCAGAUCUGGGACCAGUCCUGGACCUGGGUCUGUGAAGGGGCCUUGGACCAGCAGGGGGCAGAGGUGCUGUGCAGGGAGCUGGGCUGUGGGGCUCCUUCUCUCCUCCAGGGGGCGCUCUCUCCUCUGGAGCAGACGUUCCACUGUGAGGGCCAUGAGUCUGCUCUGAUGGACUGUCCCCGCUCCGGCUCAGAGACCUGCUCCUCUGGAGCCGCUGUCAACCUCACCUGCUCAGAGCCGCUCAGGCUGGUGGGAGGGGCCAGUCGCUGUGCUGGGACUGUGGAGGUGAGACACAGAGGAGAGUGGAGACAGAUGGAGAUCUAUACAAUCUAUGGACCCUGGGUCCUGGAGGACACAGCUGUUGUGUGCAGAGACCUGGACUGUGGCUCUGCUGUUUAUGGAGAAAAGAGAAAGGAUUUUCCACAGAGUCCAAUGUGGGGAGUCUCAUCUGACUGUGUGAAGAAGUCUGCAGUGAGAGACUGUGUCUAUGGUUUAUCCUCCUCUUCCUCGGGUCUGGAGGUGAAGUGUUCAGACUCGGUGCGUCUGGUCUCGGGGCCCAGUCUGUGCUCAGGAUCAGUGCAGAUCUGGGACCAGUCCUGGACCUGGGUCUGUGAAGGGGCCUUGGACCAGCAGGGGGCAGAGGUGCUGUGCAGGGAGCUGGGCUGUGGGGCUCCUUCUCUCCUCCAGGGGGCGCUCUCUCCUCUGGAGCAGACGUUCCACUGUGAGGGCCAUGAGUCUGCUCUGAUGGACUGUCCCCGCUCCGGCUCAGAGACCUGCUCCUCUGGAGCCGCUGUCAACCUCACCUGCUCAGAGCCGCUCAGGCUGGUGGGAGGGGCCAGUCGCUGUGCUGGGACUGUGGAGAUGAGACACAGAGGAGAGUGGAGACGAAUGAGGCCCUUUGAAUAUAAUAGAGACUGGCUCCUGGAGCACACAGCUGCUGUGUGCAGAGACCUGGACUGUGGCUCUGCUGUUUAUGGAGAAAAGAGAGAGGAUUUUCCACAGAGUCCAGUGUGGAGAGUCUCACCUGACUGUGUGGAGAAGUCUGCAGUGAGAGACUGUGUCUAUGAUUCUUCCUCCUCUUCCUCGGGUCUGGAGGUGAAGUGUUCAGACUCGGUGCGUCUGGUCUCGGGGCCCAGUCUGUGCUCAGGAUCAGUGCAGAUCUGGGACCAGUCCUGGACCUGGGUCUGUGAAGGGGCCUUGGACCAGCAGGGGGCAGAGGUGCUGUGCAGGGAGCUGGGCUGUGGGGCUCCUUCUCUCCUCCAGGGGGCGCUCUCUCCUCUGGAGCAGACAUUCCACUGUGAGGGCCAUGAGUCUGCUCUGAUGGACUGUCCCCGCUCUGGCUCAGAGACCUGCUCCUCUGGAGCCACUGUCAACCUCACCUGCUCAGAGCCGCUCAGGCUGGUGGGAGGGGCCAGUCGCUGUGCUGGGACUGUGGAGGUGAGACACAGAGGAGAGUGGAGACGGAUGGAGCCCAAUGGACCCUGGCUCCAGGAGGACACAGCUGCUGUGUGCAGAGACCUGGACUGUGGCUCUGCUGUUUAUGGAGAACAGAGAAAGGAUUUUCCACAGAGUCCAGUGUGGAGAGUCUCACCUGACUGUGUGGAGAAGUCUGCAGUGAGACACUGUGUCUAUGAUUCUUCCUCCUCUUCCUCCUCUUCCUGGGGUCUGGAGGUGAAGUGUUCAGACUCGGUGCGUCUGGUCUCGGGGCCCAGUCUGUGCUCAGGAUCAGUGCAGAUCUGGGACCAGUCCUGGACCUGGGUCUGUGAAGGGGCCUUGGACCAGCAGGGGGCAGAGGUGCUGUGCAGGGAGCUGGGCUGUGGGGCUCCUUCUCUCCUCCAGGGGGCGCUCUCUCCUCUGGAGCAGACGUUCCACUGUGAGGGCCAUGAGUCUGCUCUGAUGGACUGUCCCCGCUCCGGCUCAGAGACCUGCUCCUCUGGAGCCGCUGUCAACCUCACCUGCUCAGAGCCGCUCAGGCUGGUGGGAGGGGCCAGUCGCUGUGCUGGGACUGUGGAGGUGAGACACAGAGGAGAGUGGAGACAGAUGGAGAUCUAUACAAUCUAUGGACCCUGGGUCCUGGAGGACACAGCUGUUGUGUGCAGAGACCUGGACUGUGGCUCUGCUGUUUAUGGAGAAAAGAGAAAGGAUUUUCCACAGAGUCCAAUGUGGGGAGUCUCAUCUGACUGUGUGAAGAAGUCUGCAGUGAGAGACUGUGUCUAUGGUUUAUCCUCCUCUUCCUCGGGUCUGGAGGUGAAGUGUUCAGACUUACUGAAUCGUCCGGUCAUCUCUCUGUCUGUGUCUGACGGGGUUUCCGAGGCCCUGCCGCAGGGGGUCCGGGUGCUGCUGGGGUCAAAGUUCAGGGUCAAAUGCUCUGUGGAGCCACAGUACCCGGGAGGCUCCUUCCAGCUCCUCUCUCCCACGGCGCCCCUCGGUCAGAACCACACCCUGCCCGCUGUCAAUCACUCCGCACACUUCCUGUUCUCUGACACUGGCCCCGCCCACAAAGGAAACUACACCUGUGUUUACCACCUGCAUGUGUUCAACCACAACCUCUCCUCUCAGAGCCCCAGCCUCCAGCUCUCUCUGGGAGCUUCAGACUCAGCCCUGAUCAUCAGAGUCCUGCUCAUUCUACUGUUGAAGCUCCUCUACAUCCUUCCAAUGCUCUACUACUACUGCAAGGUCCGGGCCAGAGGGGGCGCUAGAGAGAGGAUCUCAUUGGACUUAGACCAGUUCAGAUCCACGUGA